UCUCAGCACAGAUGGAUCUGGCUAGAACUUAGGGAGGUCAAUGAGAUGAUGGCACUCUGUCGUGGUGCUCUUUAAAGGGCAUUUGGCUAUUUUUACUUCAUCAGAACAUUCAACAAUCAUGAACAUCAUAAAUACUCUCCUGUCUCUGCUGUUUGCCUUUUUGGCUGGGCUGAUCCUCAUUUUUGGCUUGAUUGUAAUGUUUUGCAUCCUGCUUUUCAGUACAAGGCUAACUCUUACGCUUGGUGAAACCAAGAUGGUCACCGUGUUUGAAAAAGCAGCAAUGGUGACUGAAUUUGUCAAACCCAGUCCAGUCACCAAACCAGAAACAAUCCACCUAGUAAUCGAAUUUGACAAGGCUGAGCUACUUGCCAAACUGGCCAAGGAGAUCGCUCCAAACUACAGUGUGAACAUGCAGAUCUCUGUGAAAAACAAGACUUGGACUGGCAUCUCUGUGAAAGUGGAUCCCAAUAACAACACUUGGCAUGCCAAGACCAAUAUCCAAAUCAAGUCUGAUGCUCAAGAAAACAUUGAGUUAGAAGAGGAAACCAUCAUUUUCAGCUGUAAACAACUGAAUAAUAGCUGUACUGUAACAACGUACAAUAUUGAAAAUGAGCCCACAACCCAGCACCUAGAGCUGAGUGAUAUUGUGCGCUUUAUCUUGAAGAUGUUUUACGGCACUCUCCAAACGCCAUCAACUCUAGUAUCCACUGAUGCCAAUGAGAUUAGCAAGAGUAAGGAGGCAGAAAUCUACCAGAGCAGUGAAGAGUAAGCCUGCCCUCUUCCCAUCUGGAAGUUUAACACCGUUUAUAAGGUUACAACAUUCAAGAACCCACUCCUGAUGAAUUGUUGUUUUUGAAGCAUAAGAGAGACAGUACUUGCUCAUCUGUUACUCAAUGAUAUGUGGAAAAAAAAUCAGGGCAUGCUGCACUCCUGACACUUGCUUAUUAUUUUCUUUAUAGUUCUUUAUGUUAUACAUAUAGCUACCAUGUCAUUAGCAUCCGCAAUGCCACGAUUCACUGCUCAAUUUUGCUGUGUGAGAUAAAUUGCAUG
Molecule: messenger RNA, 1050 nt
Organism: Pelodiscus sinensis (Chinese soft-shelled turtle)
Lineage: Eukaryota; Metazoa; Chordata; Testudines; Trionychidae
Molecular function (GO): protein binding
Source: RefSeq, a predicted model, not a curated record